Neohortaea acidophila is the source of this 1899-nucleotide messenger RNA. RefSeq names its product P-loop containing nucleoside triphosphate hydrolase protein. Bases 1 to 1899 code for a protein of 632 amino acids. The record is from RefSeq and is a predicted model, not a curated record. Gene Ontology annotation, molecular function: ATP binding; nucleic acid binding. The transcript has a single exon. Gene Ontology annotation, cellular component: nucleolus. NCBI's taxonomy places the organism in Eukaryota, Fungi, Ascomycota, Dothideomycetes, Mycosphaerellales, Teratosphaeriaceae. Gene Ontology annotation, biological process: maturation of LSU-rRNA from tricistronic rRNA transcript (SSU-rRNA, 5.8S rRNA, LSU-rRNA).
AUGUUCCGCCUCAGCUCCUCCCUCUGUCCCUUUUGCGCCGCCAGGGCAUUGGCUCCUCCCACAAGCACACCAUGGCAAGCGUCUCGGAAUGCCGCAACAUUGCAGAAGCGCAAGCCAUCGCGCAUGGUCUUGUCGCCCAGCGUCAAGCGAGGCCCUGUCAAACCCAGUUCGUCCGGCAGACCUGCGCAACGAAGUCGCAACAGUCCAUGGGGUGGAUUGAACAUGACCGUUGUACCUCGAGACCUUCAUAGCACCAAGAACCAGCUCCCUGCGGCCGAACAGAGACGAUCGAAUCGCUUUUCCAAGGAUGCAGGCAAACCAGCAAAGACGAAGGAGCCGAUGAAGGCGCUCAAGAUGCAGCAACGGCUGACGAAUGUGUCGUAUGAAAGACGUGGACGGGUGAAGGAGGCAAUCUUGCAGAGGACCAGCUUCGACGAAUUCGAUCUACUGCCCGUCAUUAAAGACUCCAUUGCCACGCAAGCACUGGGUGGCAUGGUUGAUGUCUCCCCCACUCCAGUCCAGCGACUAGCAAUCCCCGCCCUCCUCGAUUCCGAGGGCCCAAGAAACCCGAAAUUCCGAAGAAAAGAGCAAGGAGGCAAGAAGGAGAUGCGCGAGUUUCUGCUCGCCGCCGAGACCGGCUCCGGCAAGACGUUGGCAUAUGUGCUUCCCGUCAUCGAUGCUAUCAAGCGCGCAGAGUUUGCCGAGCAGGUGAGGGACAGUCAAGAGAUGGAUGAAUCGAGGGCAACGAGGCCUAGGAACAAACUGUUUGACAUCGACCCUCCCACCGACGGCCAGCCCGAUCCCUCCACUGGCCGCCCUCGCGCCAUCAUCCUUGUCCCCACGGCCGAGCUUGUGGAGCAAGUAGGCCAUCUGGUCAAGUCCUUCGCUCACACCGUGAAGUACCGCUCCACAUCUAUCAGCGCCGACUACACUGGCCGAAUGAUACGUAGUCGAUUGUUCUCCGCGGCGGGCAUCGACAUCGUCGUCUCCACCCCACACCUCCUCAGCAGCAUUACAGAAAGCGAGCCCAACAUCCUCUCGCGCGUCACACAUCUCGUCAUCGACGAAGCCGACAGUCUUCUAGAUCGCUCCUUCUCCCCCAUCACCUCCUCCAUCAUCGACCGUGCCACCCCUUCACUUCAACAACUCAUCCUGUGCUCCGCUACGAUUCCUCGGAGCCUUGACUCCUACCUCCACAAACGUUUUCCGAACAUUCGCCGCCUCGUCACCCCAAAUCUCCACGCCAUCCCGCGACGAGUGCAGCUGAGCGUGGUGGAUAUUGACAAGAUCCCCUACCAAGGCAACCGAGAUUUGGCAUGCGCGCAGGUGAUAUGGGACAUUGGGAAAGAGGUGGCAGAGGAAGGCGAGGAGCGAGAGAAGAAAGUCCUCGUCUUCGUGAACGAGCGGGAAAAGACAACAGAGCUGGCGGAGUAUCUUCAAAAGAAGGGCAUCGAGGCCGUGGCGUUGUCGCGGGAUAGUGCAGAGAGGAAGAACAACGACAUGCUGGCCUCCUUUACCAGCGCCACAACCGCACCAUCUACCACCUCCACCAAAAACCUGCUUUCCUCAACCGCUACAUCAACCUUCCACCCAGCAAUAUCGCCAGCAGAUCUCGCCGACUCUUCUACAGAGCCCUCUAUACCUGCCGGACGCACUCUACCUAACACAAAGGUCCUCAUCACCACCGACAUCUCCUCGCGAGGCAUUGACACCCUUCCCCUGCGCCACGUCCUCCUCUACGAUGUCCCGCACACCAGUAUCGACUUCAUUCAUCGCCUGGGCAGGGUGGGGCGGAUGAAUCGGCGAGGCCGAGGGAUCGUGUUGGUGGGCAAGAAGGAUCGGAAGGAUGUGGUGAGGGAGGUGCGGGACGGGAUGUUCAAGGGUGCUGCGUUGAUAUGA